Molecule: messenger RNA, 762 nt
Organism: Acaulospora colombiana
Lineage: Eukaryota; Fungi; Glomeromycota; Glomeromycetes; Diversisporales; Acaulosporaceae
Source: the annotation of a GenBank genome assembly
AUGCGCUCAUGGCUUGCGUCACUGAGACGACCAUUAACGAGAACCUGUUACUUCCGAAAAGGUCACAUUCGUCCUUACGGCUCCAAGGGUGAACACAAAGAAGUCAUUUUUAGUGGUAUCCAGCCUACAGGGCUUGGAAAUUAUUUUGGAGCACUUUCACAAUGGGUCGAGAUGCAACAUAUGGGAACUAAGCCACGUCAACUUCUAUACUCAAUCGUAGGGUUGCACGCUCUCACAAUGCCACAAAACCCAAAGAAGCUCCUUGAAGACAGGCUAAAUACGUUGGCGAGUCUCCUUGCCAUUGGUUCCACAACAUUCAGAAUUAGCGUGGCUCCUGAACUGUCAUACCAUGAUGGGAAGAUUGAAACGGAUGACCACUUGGAAGGUUCGACAUCCUCAAUAGUAUCUUUCGCCCAAAUAACCCGAGGCAUUCAGAGCAAGUUAGCUAUCCAACAAGAUAUCUCGAACUUUGACGUGGAUGACAGUAAUUUAAAUCUGGGUUUGUUCACGUAUCCAGUGUUACAAGCAGCGGAUGUUCUUCUUUAUCGUACUACUCAUGUUCCUGUCGGCGAAGACCAACGCCAACAUUUGGAGUUAGCUCGUGAGCUGGCGCACAAAAUGAAUCGUCUGUUGAAGCAUGAAUUUUUCCCACUUCCUAUUGCAAUAAUUAGCAAGUCCCAUUCACUUUUACUGAAGCGAUUCUCUGGCCUUGAUUACAACUUGGAGUCGACUGAAUCCCCUGACUUGUCACCAAAAACAUAA